GGGGGGGUCGCUGAGAGGGGGAAGAGAUGCUUGAAGAGAAAGAGAAGAAAACAAUGUAGAGGCUGGAUUUUGUGGGGUGGUGGGACGCAGCGCCUGAUCUACAGAUACCUUUGAUUUUGGAAGUGACUGGGGACUGAAUUCGAGUUUGUGUCUCUGUAAGUUCGUGUUGCAGUUGAAUCGAGAGACUGAGGGAGAUGUGAGGAUCGGGACUGUUGUUGCGGCAAAGAUGCAGAAAGGAAUUCGGCUGAAUGAUGGGCACGUUUCCUACCUGGGGGUUCUGGCCAAGAAAGAUGGAACCAGGAAAGGUUACCUGAGCAAGAGGAGCUCGGACAACACCAAAUGGCACAACAAGUGGUUCGCCUUGCUUCACAAUAUGCUGUUUUAUUUUGAGAAUGAUUCCACCACCAAAGCCUCUGGUCUCUACUUACUGGAGGGGUGCGUGUGCGAGCGGGCACCAUCCCCCAAACCAUCGCUUACAGCCAAGGAAUCCCUGGAAAAGCAGUAUUACUUCACAAUAAACUUUGGCCAUGAUGCUCAGAAAGCCCUGGAAUUGAGGACAGAAGAUGUGAAAGAUUGUGAUGACUGGAUUGCAGCAAUUGGUCAUGCAAGUUACAGGAACCUGGCAACAGAGCAUGAGUCCCUGAUGCAGAAAUACCUACACCUACUGCAGAUUGUAGAGACUGAAAAAACAGUUGCUAAACGACUUCGACACCAAAUUGAAGACCAGGAAAUUGAAGUGGAGCGACUAAAAUCUGAGAUUGCUUCACUGCUGAAAAAUAAUGAACGCAUCCAAUUAACACAACCUGCAACCCAGAACGAUGAAGAUGUUGACAUAAGGAAAAUCAAAAAGGUGCAGAGCUUCUUGCGAGGGUGGCUGUGCCGAAGGAAAUGGAAGACAAUAAUCCAGGAUUAUAUCCGCUCCCCUCAUGCAGAGAGCAUGAGGAAGAGAAACCAGGUGGUGUUCAGCAUGCUGGAGGCUGAAGCAGAGUAUGUGCAGCAGCUCCACAUCCUGGUCAACUGCUUCUUGCGGCCUCUGCGGAUGGCAGCUAGCUCCAAGAAACCUCCCAUUGGCCACGAUGAUGUCAGCAGCAUCUUCCUGAACAGCGAAACAAUCAUGUUUUUGCACCAGAUAUUUUACCAAGGAUUGAAAGCUCGUGUAUCUAGCUGGCCCACAUUAGUAUUAGCUGACCUGUUCGAUAUUCUCCUCCCUAUGCUGAACAUCUACCAGGAGUUUGUGCGGAAUCACCAGUACAGCCUGCAGAUCCUGGCCAGCUGCAAGCAGAACAGAGACUUCGAUAAACUCCUGAAACAAUAUGAAGCGAAGCCAGACUGUGAAGAGAGAACAUUGGAGACCUUCCUGACCUACCCAAUGUUUCAGAUCCCCAGGUACAUCUUGACCCUGCAUGAGCUGCUGGCUCACACACCUCAUGAACACGUGGAGAGAAAGAGCCUAGAAUACGCAAAGUCAAAACUGGAGGAACUUUCACGAAUAAUGCAUGAUGAAGUAAGUGAAACGGAAAACAUUCGCAAAAACCUUGCCAUUGAAAGGAUGAUAGUGGAGGGAUGUGAGAUCCUUCUGGACACCAGCCAGACAUUUGUACGACAAGGGUCACUUAUCCAAAUACCAAUGACUGAGAAAGGGAAAAUUACUCGAGGCCGGUUGGGAUCGCUAUCCCUGAAAAAGGAAGGAGAAAAGCAAUGUUUUCUUUUCUCCAAACACUUGAUAAUAUGCACCAGAGGAUCAGGCGGAAAACUCCAUCUAACAAAAAACGGAGUACUUUCACUUAUCGACUGCACCUUGAUGGAAGACACAGAAGCCACAGAAGAUGAAUCUCGGGGAUUGGGACAGGAACUGGAACACCUUGAUUUUAAAAUAGUUGUGGAGCCAAAAGACACCCCUUCCUUCACAGUGAUUUUGGUGGCUUCGUCACGUCAGGAGAAAGCAGCCUGGACAAGUGACAUCAGCCAGUGCAUAGACAACAUUCGAUGCAAUGGUCUAAUGAUGAACGCAUUUGAAGAGAAUUCAAAAGUCACUGUUCCUCAGAUGAUUAAGUCUGACACGAGCCUAUACUGUGACGAUGUUGACAUACGAUUCAGCAAAACCCUCAAUUCCUGCAAAGUACUCCAGAUACGUUAUGCGAGUGUGGAACGCUUGUUGGAACGCCUGACGGAUCUCCGCUUCUUGAGUAUAGACUUCCUCAACACGUUCUUGCAUUCAUAUCGAGUUUUCACUACGGCUGACGUUGUGCUGAACAAGCUCAUCACCAUCUACAAGAAGCCAAUAAGUGCAAUCCCCGCAAGGUCACUUGAACUAUUUCUCGCAAGCAGUCAGAAUAAUAAACUUCUGUACAGGGAACCCCCGAAAUCCCCUCGAGCCAGUCGGAAAUUUUCCUCCCCACCACCUCUCUCAAUUUCGAAGUCAUCGUCGCCCAUUCGGAGGAGGAAGCUUUCCCUGAACAUUCCCAUUAUUACCGGGGGGAAAGCACUGGAUCUUGCCGCGAUGACCUGCUCAGCCAAUGGCUAUGCAAGUGCAGGCAAGACAGUCAAGGAGGAUUCUGAGAGUGAGCAGGCUCUUAGUGAUGAGGCUGAGACAGAAACUUCACCCAAUAAAUCUCCAACAACACCAAAAAAACUGAAAGGCAAGAAUCCCUCAGAAUUCUCCCUGUUUUCCUACAACAACGGAGUGGUGGUCACAUCCAGCCGGGAAAUGGACAAUAACCGCAGUGCGCUUUCAGCAACCUCAGCCUUUGCCAUUGCUACAGCAGGAGCCAAUGAGGGUACUCCCACCAAGGAAAAGUUCAGGCGGAUGUCCCUGGCCAGUGCAGGUUUUCCUACUGAUCAAAGAAUUUGUGACAAAGAGUUUGUCAUUCGAAGAGCAGCAACAAAUCGUGUACUCAAUGUACUGAGGCACUGGGUCUCAAAGCAUUCCCAGGAUUUUGAAGCAAAUACUGAAUUGAAAAGUCAAGUGAUUGGUUUUCUGGAGGAAGUCAUUCAUGAUCCUGAGUUGCUAACACAGGAGAGGAAAGCAGCAGCUAACAUCAUCAGGACUUUGAGCCAAGAAGACUCCGUUGACCCUCAAACAACUUUGGAAGAGAUAAUGAAUGUGGCGGAGGAAGAGACAUUUGAAAACCUCUCUGCCUUGGAGAUAGCUGAGGAGUUGACUUUGUUGGAUCAUCUUAUCUUCGGGUGUAUUCCAUAUGAGUUUGUUCUCCCCAACAGGGAAUUCUUCGGCCAGGGCUGGAUGAAACCUGAGAAGAAUGAGAGAGCCCCGUACAUUAUGAAAACCACCAAACACUUCAAUGAUAUCAGCAACUUAAUAGCUUCGGAGAUUUUGAAGAGUGACGAUGUUAAUGUGAGAACAGCUGCUAUUGAGAAAUGGGUGGCAGUGGCGGAUAUCUGCAAGUGUCUACACAACUACAAUGCUGUGCUGGUGAUAACCUCAGCCUUGAACCGAAGUGCUAUCUUCCGGCUGAAGAAGACAUGGCUGAAGGUGUCAAAACAGACCAAGGCAUUAAUUGACAAGUUGCAAAAACUGGUGUCAUCAGAAGGACGGUUCAAAAACCUCCGAGAGGCUUUGAAAAAUUGUGAUCCACCAUGUGUUCCAUAUUUGGGGAUGUACCUAACAGACCUGGCAUUCAUUGAAGAGGGAACACCAAAUUAUACUGAAGAUGGGUUGGUUAACUUCUCCAAGAUGAGAAUGAUAUCUCACAUAAUCCGAGAAAUCCGACAGUUCCAGCAGACUGCCUACAAAAUAGAGCAGCAAACCAAGGUGGCACGCUAUUUACUGGUCCGGUCAAAUGUCAUGGAUGAAGAAACUCUUUAUGAAGCAUCCCUGAGGAUAGAACCAAAGCUUCUAACCUGAAUCCCACCAUCCCUCGCAUCAGAAACCUUGCAUAAAUGAUGAUAUCACUGCUCUCCUCCAACGUGCUGUGCAUGGGGCCAUCGCUGAAGAGUAGACAUGACCAAAACGUAACCCAAGGAGUGCAUCAACCAUCUGUCUGCUCCACUGGGGAAUUUCACACUAACUGGCUGCUGUACUUUUACUGCAGUGCAAACCUUUUCCAAACAAAAACACAGUGCAGCAGUAGUAGGAUUUUUGUGGUACUAAUUGAGUCAUUCUAACAAUCUUUAGAAAAUCAAAGAAAAAUACAUCUUUAAAAAUAUUGAAGAGUGGAUGGUAAAAUGGGCCAGAGCCUUUCAGUUCUAAAAUCUGGUUUCCAAUGCACUCUGGAAUGCUGGUAAUGAAAGCCUGUUUACCUGGGCAAAGGGUUGUGUGUUGUCAAUGGCAGCAGACUCCCUUCAUCACUGGGACCUGAACUCAUAUCUAUGAAAGAUCACUUGUAUGCCUCUUCUCGCUGGUGCAGAUGUUAAUGUGCUCUCUUGUUAACGAAGGUUUGUGUGAUAAAAUCACCUGCACACUCUCCUUUUACACAUAGGUAAAAAAGUUGAAACUCUUCCCUGAGUGGUGAUGUGGAUGUUCUCUUGCACUGAUGAAGGGCAGUACGAUGUCAUUGAUCAGCACACCAUCCUUUUCUGUGAAGGUCUGAGCUCAUAUCCCAGAAUGAUUAGGUGAAUGUUUUCUCCCUCUCCAUGUCACUCCCUAAAUCUCCACCUUGGGGUUCAAAUUAAGUUCAUACUAAUCGAAGAAAUGUAUCCUUUCUUUGGCAAAGGUUGAGUUCAUACUUCAGGUCCUUGGUUUGCAUCCUGUUCAUCCUAACCCUUUCCCCGAAUGUUGAGGAUCUGAAGUGAAAUGAGUCUGGGCCUCACAAUGCAAUAUUGUUGGACCUACAUCUACACAAUAUAAGUCCUCUAGAAAUGACAUCUAUGAUCAGUUAGCAUCCAUCAAUAGUGUGGGAGCUGGAGAUGUCACACUGAUGCAUUAGGGAUACCCUUUGGAGUUAGAAUUAACAUGGUGUGGGGGGAAUGUUAAUCUGCACCUAUACCUUAAUUGUAGAACACUGAACACUAACAACUCUCAGCUUUAUUAAUCCUCGUCCUUAUGAGCACAAGUAAAAUUUGCCACUUUGUCCCAAACAAAGCUUCUCCAGAAAUAAUUCUGGAAUCAAAAUUAUGUUGAAGCUCAUCUCCAAGCCAACGCUUCUCUGUAGGUCUCAAAGCUGCUUACAGUUUCACAGGAGCAGUCUGACUGGAACAAGAUGUCCUGUGUCCCUGUUGUGUAGGAUGAGAUUUGUUGUGUUAACUCUGUGGAGGCUUUGGCUCACCUGUUAGAGACCCCUAAGCAGAGAUGAGAACUGUGAAGCUUCGGCUAGAGCUUUGCUCUAUGUGUAUUUGACAUUAUUUUAUGAGUAAAGACAUUUUUCACAAAUCUGUUAACAAUUUCUCUGAAGUUGCCUUUUUUUUAAUUGUUCACCUACUGGUUAGUGUAUGUGUACAAAUAGUAUUGAGUUAUAGAUCCACUCUGAUCACUAUCAACAUUAGAUUCUGGGCAUGAUUUUCCAUGUUACUAUCAACCACAGCACUCAUAACCUUCCUAUAUGCCUUAGCAUUGAUUUGGCACAAUACAACUCCUGGAACCUCUUCUAAAUCCUCUUCUAAGCUGCCUAAGACAAGGUAAUACCAAGUCCAGGCUUCACGUUGCUUUUCCAGACUGACUGUCAGCUCUGCACAGAGUCAGGCUACUCAUUUAGACUGUCAGAAAAUACAUCUUCAUGCAAAUAGCCAUGGAAAUCCAGAAAGCUCACAACCACCUCAUAAUUUAAAGAUAGUUAUCGGAUCAUCAGACAAACUUCUCUUUGUAAGUGUUGCAGAAUCAAGGCAGAUAAAGUGAGUUAGGCAACAGAUCAGCUGUGAACUGACAGAUUUCUCCUGUUCCGGUAUUCCUAUGUUUCUAGUGUCAUUUAAUGUCAAAUGACAUUAUUCUCUCAAUUCCAACACCUUAAAGUAUGAUCGUUAAAAGAUUAGAUUCCCUGCAGAGGAAACGCACACAGACACGGGGACAAUGUGCAAACUCCACACAGACAGUUAUCUGAGGCUGGAAUCAAACCCGGGUCCCUGGUGCUGUGAGACUGCAAUGCUAAUCACUGAGCCAUCAUGCCAUGCUGUGUAAAGAUGCAAGUGUCCUUUUACUGACUGUCCCUCAUCCUCACAUCAUCACAUCUGAGAUUUAGAAGAUACAAGUCGGGUUUAGAUGGCAAGUGAAGUGGCUGAAUUCACACCUGAAAAUAACACAAGGAAACUUACAACCAGAAAGCUGGAAGCACUCAGCAUAAGUUCUAACAUGUUUGGAAGACGACGAGGCAGGUUAUGUUAACAAAAAGUUACAAUUUAAAAAGAGGUCUGUCCUUAGAACGUGUAUUUUAGUUUUACAGCACUAAUGGAGGGUAGUCAGUUGAUAGUUGUUAACUUAUUGCUCCUUGUUAUCAUUCUUGUUACUUCCCACUAAAUACAAGUGACUAAUUUCAUCACUUUCAUUGUUAAAACAUUGCAGCAAAUUUAAUGUGGAAGUGUCACCAAAAUCACAAAAGAGACUGACUCCUGUUUCCUUAAUUGAUAAGGUUAUCAGCGAUUCUAGUCUGUGAUUGGACACCUUGUAGCACUACAAUCCAAUUCCAAACUGUAGCCCUGGCUUGGGAGGUGAAUAGCGUCAUUGUGUUCCUAUGUUACUGCUUCACAGCAUUAACUUGGUAAUUCAAAAGCCUCAUGGAGAAUGAUGAAUGGUGAGACAGUCCUGGAUCAACACUAAGGCUCCAUGCAUAUGCCCAAUGUGCAAUCUUAGCUACAAACCUCUAUCAGAGACUGAAAACUCCUGAAAAUCAUUUGCCACCAUUCCACAAGUCUUCCCACUACCCUACCCCCACUCUAUCUGACAGAUUGCAUCAACUUUCAAGCAUUAAAAUGGGGUCACAUAAGAAAAAAAUUAGAAAAUACUGACCAGUAGCAAAAAGGAUGUUUUUGAACCUACAGCAAGCUCCAUGCACAUGCCCCUCCUAGGUAUAAUACCAGACUGCAAUAGCAAAAACAGAAGGCAGAAUCACCGGAUUUGAAAUGUUAACUACAGUUUUUCCUUCAUGGAUGUUGCCAGGGCAGCUGAUCUUUUUCAGCAACUUCUGUUUUUGUUCCUGAUUUACAGCAUUCACAGUUCUUUUGGUUUUUAUAUAAUCCCACAUGUGGCAGCACCUCCUGUACCAGGUUACUAUUAAGUCUCUUUUCUGGCCAUACAUCUCAUAGGUGGUUACAUAGGGGCAACAACUCCAACAAAGGUUAAUUAUCAUUUUUCAACUUCACAAUAUGUGUGCAUAGAACCUAGAAGAUCUUAGGCAUAAGAUCAUUUGUAUGGCCUUUCUCUUUUCCUUAACUAUGAGAUUGAGGACCCUCCUCUUCUAAGCAACAGAAAUGCAAGAUUUCUGAUGUUAGCCUUUCUUUAUUGUUGACCUCAGAAUCUAUCUCACAUUAAAUAUUUUAGGGGCAGCGCCUUCAGACUCGUACUCAUAAUUUUUGGAAUGCUGUGCAGAGAAUUAGCUGACAACUUGGACCUUCUUGUGGGUAUGCUCCUUAAAUUGGCCAAAGCUGCCAGGUACAGGCCCAGGAUGAACAAGGCCAACUGGGUUAUCACUUUGACAAGCUGCUUCUCUUCAGUGGUUUCUGAGCACCACAAGGUGAAGGUGACAAGGGUAAUCAUACUCUAAUUUGUUGUUUCCUUUUUCACUUUGAGAAAUUUGGGUAUGUAUUGGUUGUGUAAAUUCUGAAAAGAUGGGACAAUAUUAGAUGAUUUUAAUUUGGGGUCAUGACACUUGGUAAGUCAAUGCAUUUUCUCAGAUCCUAGAAACUAAGAAAGGUUUAAAUUUACAGCAUUUCUGUACCAUUUUCCAUUUAGCCUGACAGUAUUAGCAAUGAAAGAUAAAUAUUUCUUAGUUUUCUUUUAAUGAUUAAAGUAACAAACAAUUAUUAAAGUCUAGGAUAAACAGCUAAAAAAUCCAACCUCAAAAUCUGGAGCAAGCUUUCUUUCUACCAAGUGGUUGUCAGUGUGUUAAAUAAUGCAGUGAGAUUUGUGGCGAAGAUUUAAAUACAAAGUAUUGCUUCCUACCACUGCAGUUGGAGUUCAGCGUCAGUCCCCAGCUGUGAAAACACUGCAGUUUAUUACAAUUCUUGACGACUGUGUGUUAUUUGCUGAUCUGAAUUUUGCAACAUGUCCUGGACAGCCCUCUACUUCACAAAGCACAUAUGUAAUAGAAAAGAGGAACUACAGUAAUGGAAAUGCCAGGCAUACAUUCAUGUACAUAAUAAGAUUCCCAAACUCUGCUAAAGUGGGUGCUGACACCACAGUGAUGCCCCUUGCUUCAACUUAACAGUGCAUCCCAGAACCAGAAUCUUCAGUUGUUAUGGCAACAGAACAGCUCUGCCUUAAAUCUAAGCUUUACAGAUAUCAGACCGUGUGCAAUGUUACAGUUAAAGAUGUAGCUUAUCUUUGGCUGACUGUGAAAGAGUGCUAACUUUGCUAGCUCCAAAUAAUUAUAACUAGUUAAAAUGUCUUACAAAAGAAUUUCUAAAUUCAUAUAUUUUUCUAACAUUAGAAAUAAAAUGUGAUAUUCCAACUUUAAUGCUUUCUUCAGCCACGCACAUCGCAUUUUUCCUGACAAUCAUUCCACUAAUUCCACUGAACCCAGUCCCAAAAUAACGCUGGCCUGCAUUGAUCUAGUCAAGACCAUUGUGUGAGUUAGAUAAAAGCGGAAGAGAAAAGGUAAGGGCAGUGUGUGGCAAGUGAAAGCAAAAAGAGGUUUCUAAGCUGCUUUCUAUAGUAGCACAGACAGAAAGCAAGCAGCCAUUGCUGUUGGAAGCGAGAUCUGAGGGGCAAUGAUACUGAAAUGGAGGGACUAAAUUUGAGCAGGACUGUGCUAGCUUGUGUCAUGAGGCUAGGCUGAAACAUAUAAUUAGAAACUGUCUCUCAAAGAGAAUAGGGUGAGGUUGAAAACAAGGACAGGGCCAGGCAGAAGGGUAGCUAACCUACUGAGCUUGUCACGUUAUCGUCUUUCGAACACGGGAGCCUGUGGUUUCAACCUGCAGUGCCAGGUGAGGCAACAAAAGAGAGUUGUGGGGGUUUCCAGCUAUCACACAAUGAUCACUGCAAGCAAAUAAUGAUAGGGUGAAUAAAUUAAAAAUAAAACUCAGAACAGAUGAAAAUGUGAUGCAUUUCUCCAUCAUAUAUGUCUCAUUUCAGUAUCUUUUGCACAAGUGUGGUAUUUAGUGAAAACUAUAUGAAUAUAUUAAUGACAGUAUUAAUUUUUGUAUAUCUAAGUGAUCGUAAAGUAUUUAAAAUUCAGUUGGAUUCAAGGGACAGAUACACAGAGUAAAAGGGCACAUUCAGAAAAUUACAAGCUUUCUGCUGAACAAUGCUUUGAGAUGUAGUGGUGAUACUUUAAGCCUGAAUAUUUCCAGUGAUUUUUAGUUUCCCAUUUUAUAACAAUCCACAUUUCCUGAUUACCUCUUGACAAUCAAUCUCGUUUAUCUAAAGGGUUUGUCUGGCAAAACGUCAAAGUAUCAUUCUUGGAUUAGUCCUAGAGAUUUCAGCAAUUCAAGGGCCCUUAAGCUGAGCUCAGCAGCAAAGUGGCAGUGAUCAAGGUUGACCUUGAACAAGGCUCUGUUGGGAGACUGAGACAAUAUUGUAACAAGAACUUCAUCUCUCUUAGUGUGAAAUUGCCUGUAACCUGCUUUAAGUAUCUUUUUAUUUACUCUAUCAUGAGGUGUGGGCAUCACUGGGAAUGCUAGCAAUUGUCUCUGAUGCCCACUUACUUUUGAGGGCAAUUAAGAGUCAACCACAUCGCUGUGGAUCUGGAGUGACAUGUAGGCCUGGCCAGGUAAGCAUGGCAGAUCUCCUUCCUUAAAGGAUAUAAGUGAACCUGAUGUACCUUUACAACAAUCGACAAUAGUCAAUCACUGUCAGCUUUACUGAAACAAGCCUUCGAUUCCAGCUUGAUUUUAAACUGCACUAGCUACUGGGGUGAGGUUUGAACCCACACUCCUAGACCUCAGACGUACCAGUCCAGUGACAUCACCCACUACCCACCAUCUCCUCCAAACAGACAAUCACAUUAAAAAAUAUUCAUAGGAAACAAAAUAAUCAAUCCACAGUUUAAAAAUUUUAAACAGACCAAGGUAAAGAUUGGGACAAAACCAUGGGAUCAAUUUAGAAGCUGAAAUAUCAAGAAAAGGUUUAAAAUGAGUAAUUAUUUUUAAUACUUAAGUUUAAAAAAUGUGAUAACUGUAACAACAGAAAAAUGAAACACACUUCUCAGAGCCAGAUCAUUUGCUCAGCUAUGGUUAUUACUCAGAUUGUAGUGAAAAAUGCAUUAAUUGAAAUUCAUUGAACAAGGCUUAAUUUUUAUGAGGUUUUGAACAGUGAUAUGCAAGUGGGCAUGGAAGGUUUUUUUUACCAGGUUAGCUGAUUUCUCACGAUACUGGCUUAAGCGGGUAUUGAGAGGCAUAGUGCAGCCUGCAGUGGAGCAGUAAAUGACUGACUAAAAUCUUUUUAUUCAUGUUAAAUCCUGAUGCUGUGGUCAGAUUUAGUGAGGAAAAUGUGGUUAACUCCGACAGGUCACUGUUAAAUAUUCCCCAAAUUCCACGAUAAUCUGCCAGUGGCUCAGUGGUUCAUUUUCUCACACCUCAACAAGAGAUUUAAAGUUCAAGACCUAAUGCAGAGUCUUCAGUACAAAACUUAGGCUGACAAAUGCAACACAUUGUGAAAGGAAUGCUGCAUUGUUGUAAGCACAGCAGUGAGGGAGUUCUGUAUUGUCAGAAAUUAUAAUAACUUUAUCUAGUUCAGUAAUAUUGUUUUUCUCAUUGUAUGGUUUGAUAUUUAUCAUUCUGAAUUUGUUUUUUAUUUGCGUGAAUUUUUUUUACAAAAAAUAUACUUUCAUCAUAACAUUUGUAAACAAAGGUAUUACAUAAUCAUUUCAAUUUGAAUAGUAAGGGAUUUGCAAACAACACCAUUGUACAUGUCGAAACAAUUUUCUGUUUAGCAAAUACAUUCCUCAUCAGGUAUUCCGUCUAAGGACAAAACACUUCAAAUUACAAAUUGUAGAAAGUGCCAUCUAAAGUUUUCUUUACAUCAUGAUUCAUUCUGAGGUUCUCAAUACCUUGUUGAUAGUAUUGAUUUACACCAUACAUUCCUAGGGAGGCACUAAAUGUGAGAGGUUUCUAAUCCCAGCCCAUUGGUACCCAAUGUCUGAGAGGCCAGUAUAGGGGUGAAUGGCAUUAAGCAAUCCAAUGCAUUUUCCCAAAAGCCAUAGAUUGUUUCCGGAAUCUUUUGAAUUAGUAAUAUUUCUGCAGCAUUUUCUACUUAGCCUGAUAUUACUGUCAAUUAUAAAUAUAAAUGUUGCUGAAAACUAUUUAAACAUUUUUAAAAUAGCAUCCAGUGUAUAGCUCUUCAAUAAGUGUUGAAAGGCUAAGAAAUUCAGCCACAAUAUCAGGAAGAGGAUGUAAGAGUAGACAUAAUGCAGUGGGAUUUGUGGUGAAGAUUUAAAUGCAAAGUAUUGCUGCCUACCACUGCAGUUGGAGUUCAGUGUCAGUCCCCAGCUGUGAAAACACUGUGGAGUCUAUUACAAUUCUUAAACUGCUGUUUGUGCGUUAUUUGCUGAUCUGAAUUUUGCAACAUGUCUUGGGCAGCCCUCUAUUUCACGAAGCACAUACAUGAUAGAAAAGAGGAGCUGCAGUAACGGAAAUGUCAGGUAUAUUUUCAUGUACGUUAUAAGAUUUCCAGGUUUAGAAUGACAAACUCUGCUUUAGCGGAAUCUGACUCCAUAGAAAUGUCUUUUGCUUCAACUUAACAGUCCAUCCCAGAACCAGAAUCUUCAGUUGUUAUGACAACAGAAUGGCUCUGCCCUGAAUCUAGGCUUUACAGAUAUCAGCAUCUAAUGGUUUUUCGCUGAAUGAUACAGUAAAAAGCAUAGCUUAUCUUUGUCUGAUCCAUGACUGUAUUUAUGAAUUUAUAGUUGGUGCAAA
Molecule: messenger RNA, 11955 nt
Organism: Stegostoma tigrinum
Lineage: Eukaryota; Metazoa; Chordata; Chondrichthyes; Orectolobiformes; Stegostomatidae
Gene: rasgrf1
Product: Ras protein specific guanine nucleotide releasing factor 1
Exons: 27
Coding region: 227-3862 (1211 amino acids)
Biological process (GO): positive regulation of GTPase activity; Ras protein signal transduction
Cellular component (GO): plasma membrane
Molecular function (GO): protein binding; guanyl-nucleotide exchange factor activity
Source: RefSeq, a predicted model, not a curated record